This is a messenger RNA of Ziziphus jujuba (common jujube), 3147 nucleotides long. Its product is annotated as receptor-like protein 33. NCBI's taxonomy places the organism in Eukaryota, Viridiplantae, Streptophyta, Magnoliopsida, Rosales, Rhamnaceae. The transcript has 2 exons. Gene Ontology annotation, molecular function: protein binding. Bases 1 to 3147 code for a protein of 1048 amino acids. The record is from RefSeq and is a predicted model, not a curated record.
AUGACAAUUACACCAGUAGUAUUCUUCCAAUGGCUUUUGUUAUUGUUACCCAUUUCUUCCAUCUUUCUAAGCAUCGAUAUAUAUGCUGUGUCAGGCCAAUGUCUUAGCGACCAGCAAACUCUGAUGACCCGAUUGAAGAACAGCCUCGAAUUCCCAAACAACUCCGAUUGGGCUUUAGAGUCCGAUUGCUGUGUCUGGGAAGGUGUAACUUGCCAUGAGGGUCGUGUCAUUGGUCUUGACCUUCGCAGCAAUUCUUGGCAUCUAACUAACAUCUCAACCAUCUUUGACCUCAAAUACCUUGAGAGCCUUGAUUUGUCUUAUGAACAAUAUGCCGAUGAUAUCCCUUCGAGGAUUGGUGAACUAACAAAUUUAAGAUAUUUGAACUUUUCAGGAUCAGCUGAUCAUACUUUCCGCCAAGUCCCAAAAGAGAUGUCACUGCUAACAAAGUUGGUGACUCUUGAUUUGUCAAGCACCAGUUAUGUGGAUCCACAGAAACCAUUGACGAAAGCAGAUUUGGCUUUCUUGAUUCAGAACCUCACACAACUUGAGGAAUUAUAUCUUGAUGGCGUGGAUGUUUCAAUAAGUGGAAAUGAGUUGUCCAAGAUACUAUCAACCUCAGUGCCAAAUCUACGAGAGUUGAGCAUGUCCGUGUGUCGUAUUUCUGGGCCUAUUGAUCAGUCCCUUUUGGAGCUUCAAUAUUUGGCAAUGAUUAAUCUUGAAGGUAAUGAUUUAAAUGCUACAUUUCCAGGCUUCAUUUCCAAUUUUUCAAGUUUGAGUUCGUUGCAUCUCAGUUCUUGCGGCUUGAGUGGAGUGGUUCCCAAAGAAAUCUUCCAGGUACCAACACUGCGUGCUCUUGACAUAUCUUUUAACCAAUUGCUUCAGGGUUCUUUACCAGAGUUUUCGAAUAACAAUUCUCUCCAGAGUUUGGUCAUUUCCAAUUGUCAUUUUCAUGGAACGCUUCCAAACUCUAUAGUAAAUCUCACCCAACUCGUUUAUCUGGAUUUAUCAUUUAACAACUUCACCGGUCCAAUUCCAUCCUUGUCGAAGUACCUGACUAAGAUAGAUCUCUGUCAAAAUCAUUUUAUUGGCGGAAUUCCUUCUUUUAGAAUGCCAAAGAACUUGACUCAAAUAAACUUGUCCGCUAAUAAUUUAAGCGGUGAAAUUCCAUCAUCACACUUAGAAGGCCUGUUAAAUCUUGUUGAAAUUGACUUGAGUCAUAAUUCUCUCAGUGGAAGUAUUCCUUCAUCUUUGUUUGCACCUUCUUUAUUGCAAAAGGUUUUUCUUUCUUACAACCAACUUAAUGGUAAGAUUCCUGAGUAUCCAAAUGCAUCUUCCUCAGGUUUGGACACCCUCGAUUUGAGUCACAACAACCUACAAGGGUCCAUUCCAAAAUCCAUCUUUGAACUUGGAAAUCUUAAGACCUUUCAACUUUCUUCAAACAAUCUCAACGGCACCAUACAGGGACGAAGGUUUCGACGUCUUGGCAAACUUGAAGAUGUUGAUCUCUCAUACAACAACCUGUCCCUGAGCUUUAGUGGCUCUAAUUCUUUAUUGCAAUUCCCUCCUACUCUUGGCAAGUUAAAACUAGCUUCUUGCAAUCUGAAAGUAUUCCCAAUGCUAAGCAAAAGUUUUAAUCUAGAAACUUUGGACCUUUCUAGGAACCAAAUUGAUGGCUUGAUACCAAAUUGGAUUUCGGAUUUGGAAAUUCUUUUAUAUUUGAACCUUUCAUUUAAUCAACUGGAGGGCAUACAAGAACCUUUCGUUUUCCCAGCUCUUCUUCUCAUCCUUGAUUUACAUUUUAACAUGCUGCAAGGGAAGCUCCCUAUUUUACCGCCCAUUGCUUAUUUUAUAGACUUAUCUAAUAAUAAUUUUACAUCUUCCAUUCCUGUACAUCGUCUUAGUGGAGAUAUACCUGAGUCCAUAUGCUCGAUAGGAUUAGAAGCUCUUGAUUUGUCCAACAACGGUCUAAGUGGCAGACUACCAGCAUGUAUUCCUGAAAUGGCCGGUCAAUACCUUUGGAUUUUGAAUUUACGAGACAACAAUUUGAGCAACUCAAUUCCUGAUACAUUUCCAGUUAAUUGUACGAUGAAGGUGCUACAUCUCUAUGGAAAUUCAAUACAAGGAGGGGUUCCUACAUCUCUAACUCAUUGUACUAAAUUAAAGAUUUUAGAUCUUGGCAAUAACUAUAUCUCUGACCAUUUUCCUUCCUUCUUGAUGAAUAUAUCUACCAUGGUAAUCCUCAUUUUGCGAUCCAACCAUUUCCAUGGACACACUGGGUGUCUGAACACCAACAAAACUUGGGUAAGCUUUCAGAUGUUCGACAUAUCUCUGAACAACUUUAGCGGAGAACUACCAAGACAAUGUUUAAGGAAAUGGAAUACUAUGACCGAGGAAUCAGCAUCCAAUGAACUACUCUUUUAUUUUAACUUUCCAGAGUUUGUCACUCAUUAUGAUGUUUCGCCAGAUUUUCAAGAUAAAGUGACAACUACCUUGAAAGGUCUAGAGUUGGAAUUGGUGAAGAUGAUGACUGCCUUCAACACCAUAGACCUUUCAAGUAAUAAUUUCAGUGGACCAAUUCCUGAAGAAUUUGGACAGCUUGAAUCAGUUUAUAGCCUCAACUUCUCCAACAAUGGUUUCACAGGAAAAAUCCCAUCUUCUUUAGGAAACUUGAAGGAAUUGGAAUCCUUGGACCUCUCACAUAACCAUCUAAGUGGCACAAUUCCAACAUCCCUUGCAAACCUUAAUUUCCUCUCAUUCUUAAACCUCUCAUACAAUCAACUUGUUGGGAAAAUUCCGACCAGUACUCAACUUCAGUCCUUUCCAUCAAAUUCCUUCAUAGGUAAUAAAGGACUCCAUGGACCUCCGUUAACAGGAAGUUACACGAACCGAGUGCCAACUCCCUCACGGGAUCCAAACCAUUUAAGUUUUGAAACCGACCACAAAAUUGAAUGGAAUAUCAUAAUUGUUGAAGCUGGAUUUAUUACGGGGUUUGGAAUUGUGGUUGCCCCACUGAUAUUUUGCAAGAGAUGGAGGAGAUCUUAUUUCCAACAUGUUGAGGACAUGGCUUUCAGAAUCAUCCCUGUUUGUCUUCUCAGAAAAUGGUUGUCGUGGAAGAAGGCUUUGGAAAAUAAGAGGCGAAGGCAUUAG